AUUCCUUCCUCCUCCUCCACCUAGCCCCCCCCCCCUCUGUCCGAGUCCGCUCCAAUGCCGUUGCCUCUCUCCUCCCCUUCCUCGUAAACGCCUCCGGCCUCCCGGACCCAAACCCUAGCAGCGCUCUCCGAUCACGCCGAGCUCGCCGGAAUCCACCCAAUCCGAGCCGAAUUUGCUCGGGUUCCGGUCGAUCCGGCGGCUUCUCGGCUGAAAAAUUUGGGGCCGUGUCCCUGCGCAUGCUCGCUUGAUCGCGUUCGAUGGGGUCACCGGGGGCCGCCAAUGGCGGGCGCGGCGAGUACGUGAGGAUCCUGGAGGAGGUGGAGGUGGCCAAGGGGGAGGCCGCUACGGCGGCCAUGAAGGUUGCGGAGUGCCCGAGGCACCUGCGGUGGCGCGCGAUCCGGUGGUGGACCAAGGUCGCCGUGCUCGGGAUCUUCCUCGCCGGCGCCGGCGCGGCAGCCGUCAUCUUCCUGGGGCCGCUCGUUAUUAAGAAGGUGGUUGCACCUAUUCUUUACUGGGUAUCAACAACUUUCAGCAGACCAGCUAUUGCUCUAAUAUGUUUUGGCACAAUAGCCUUAUUCCCAAGUGUAUUGCUACCUUCUUCACCCUUCAUGUGGAUUGCGGGGAUGACUUUUGGUUAUGGUUAUGGAUUUUUGAUAAUCACAGCAGCUAUGAGCAUAGGCAUGUCAUUGCCAUAUUUUAUGGGCUCUGCAUUUCAUUGUAGGAUGCGUAGAUGGUUGGAGAAGUGGCCAAAGAAAGCAGCUUUUGUUAGACUUGCUGGUGAAGGAGAUUGGUCCCAUCAAUUUAGGGCAGUGGCUUUACUCAGGAUUUCUCCAUUUCCAUAUAUAGUUUUUAACUAUGCUUCUGUAGCUACAAAUGUCAAAUAUUGUCCAUAUAUAGCUGGUUCGAUGGCUGGAACCAUACAUGAAACAUUCCUUGCAAUAUACAGUGGGAAACUUCUUCAAAGCUUGGCUGAAGCAACUAGCAAAGGGUCUUUCUUGUCGGUGGACCAGAUCAUCUGCAAUGGAAUUGGCUUUGCAGUUGCCGCAGUUUCCACCGCCGCAAUCACUAUUUACGCAAAGAAAGCGCUUCAAAAACUCCAAGCGGAGGAUGAGCUAUGUUGAGCGCAGCUGAUCUGCGGUCCGGAUCAGCUCGUGAUGCUAGUUUUCUUUCAGGUGUACGCAGUUGCUACUAAUCUGGUUUCUAGUGUCAACUACCUGACUACAAUCAUCUGAGAGGGGGUACUGCAGCAAAUGUAAAGAGAAUAUAGAACCAGAAACACUUUUUUCUGUCUUCUUUUCUUUUUCGUGUUUUGUUCUGUAGAGAGAAUGUCCGACUAUCAACUUCAUCAAUGUAUUGCUUUGCGCAGUGUAAAUUCCUAAGGCAAACAUUUCUUUUCCUUGAAAGUGGAACAAAAUGUGCGUCAA
Molecule: messenger RNA, 1424 nt
Organism: Phragmites australis (common reed)
Lineage: Eukaryota; Viridiplantae; Streptophyta; Magnoliopsida; Poales; Poaceae
Exons: 4
Coding region: 258-1121 (287 amino acids)
Source: RefSeq, a predicted model, not a curated record